UCCCAGCCCUGAUACAGUUGACACAUGUUAAAUGACAUGUGUGAAUUACUAGGGAUAUACUUUUAAUAAUUUUAUUUAAUAUUUUACUAUUUAAGUGCUUUUUAAGUGUCUCGAUUAAUUAAGAAGGAAUUAUACUAAUUGUAGAAUUUAAAAUCUAUGUACUCAGAAAGUAAGUGAUGGCAGAAAAAUUACGAAGAUAUGAGAAAAUCGACUUUUUGGGAGAAGGACAGUUUGCCACUGUUUACAAGGCAAAAGACACCGAAACGAGUAAUAUCGUUGCAGUGAAAAAGAUAAAAGUGGGAAGUCGGGCAGAAGCCAGAGAUGGCAUAAAUCGAACAGCACUGAGAGAAAUUAAGCUUCUACAAGAAUUAAAACACGAUAAUAUUAUCGGUUUAUUAGAUGUUUUUGGUUACAAGUCAAAUGUGUCACUUGUUUUUGAUUUUAUGCACACCGAUUUAGAAGUGAUAAUUAAAGACACAAAUAUUGUGUUAACGGCGGGGAAUAUCAAGUCCUACGUGAUUCAAACUCUAAAGGGUCUCAAUUAUCUCCAUUUCAAUUGGAUUCUUCACAGAGAUUUGAAACCGAACAAUCUUCUUGUGAACAAUGAGGGGAUUUUGAAGAUCGGCGAUUUUGGUUUGGCUAAAUUCUUUGGAUCGCCAAAUCGAAUAAAUACUCAUCAAGUAGUGACAAGAUGGUACAGAGCACCGGAAUUAUUAUUUGGUGCUAGACUCUAUGGAACUGGUAUUGAUAUGUGGGCCGUUGGUUGUAUUUUAGCGGAACUAUUACUACGUGUACCAUUUUUACCAGGAGAAUCGGAUUUAGAUCAAUUAACUAGAAUAUUUCAGACUUUAGGAACGCCAACCGAAGAAACUUGGGCUGGAAUGACCGAACUGCCCGAUUUCAUUCAAUUUAAACCGUUUCCGGGUACGCCACUUAGACAUAUAUUCACUGCUGCCGGUGAUGAUCUUUUGGAUCUUUUGGCAUGUCUUCUGAAUGUCAAUCCAAAUGAACGAUGUUCAUGUGAUCAGGCACUGCAAAUGCCCUUUUUCAGCAAUAAACCGGCACCAACGCCCGGAGCAAAAUUACCUCUGCCAAUGUCCAUCAGACAACAACCAGAGGAGAAGCCUAGUCUUAAGAGAAAAUUGUUAGAAUCAAUGGAGGGAGGUGCGUCAUUAGCAAAAAGACUUCAAUUCUAGCUGGUAUAUUAUUUCCUAUUAUCUAAUUUAUAUUUUUUUUGUAAAUAAAUUUUUUAUAAUAAUUAUUCACGUAAAUAUUGUGAUCAAAAUUGACUAUAAUUUAGAAAUUGAAAUUUUCGUUUAAAAAUAAUCAUUUUUUGAUUCUUCGUCCUUAAGUAUCGUGUGAAUAUAACAAUUGUACAGUUAAUUUCUUGAGAAUUUCAAUAAAAGUGUUUUAUACUAUUUUAAAAUCAA
Messenger RNA from Leptopilina heterotoma, 1430 nucleotides. RefSeq names its product cyclin-dependent kinase 7 (gene Cdk7). Lineage: Eukaryota; Metazoa; Arthropoda; Insecta; Hymenoptera; Figitidae. The record is from RefSeq and is a predicted model, not a curated record. The transcript has 5 exons. Gene Ontology annotation, molecular function: RNA polymerase II CTD heptapeptide repeat kinase activity; ATP binding; cyclin-dependent protein serine/threonine kinase activity. Gene Ontology annotation, biological process: protein phosphorylation; positive regulation of transcription by RNA polymerase II. Gene Ontology annotation, cellular component: cytoplasm; transcription factor TFIIH holo complex; transcription factor TFIIK complex. The coding region runs from base 177 to 1196 and encodes 339 amino acids.